CACAUACACACACACAAACGGAGAGAGAGAGAGAGACAGUGUGUGUGUUGCACAGAACAGAACACUUGCCGAGGGAACCUUUUGCUUUUUAUUGCUCUCUCUCUCUGUCUCUAUCUCUUAGUUUUACUCUCUUUAUUUUAAUCUUUUUCAGAAAAUCGUGCUGUCUUUUCUCUCUCUCUCUCAUAUACUGUGUUCUCUAUUGAGAAAGAGAAACACUUAUUAUAUGCAGAGAGAGAGAGAGAGAGAGAGAGAGAGAGAGCAGAGAAGCAUGAAAAAUAUGUGGGGAUGAAGUGAAAAAGUGAAGAAAUAAUGGGUAUAUAAAUGACGGCUGAGCAGCACACUAUGCCCAACAACAAUGCCAUUGCUAAUACCAACACUACAAUCCAAAACCAAAACCAAACCCAAACCCAACAACAACAUCAACAAGAAUUAGUAUUGGCUAAUACUGAUACUAAUAAGCACCCAAUGUUCCAUGACUUUCUGGGCAUGAAAAAGCCCACCGAUUCCCAAGUGGGUUUUCCCCACAAAGCCACGGCGGCCGCCGACUCUCCUCAGGCCUCGGCUUCUCUUGGUGCUUCCUCCGGUGGUCCCCGUGGACCCAUCUCCACCACCUCUGAUCUGGGUUCCGUAGAAAGACAGGUUGUAAAGGGGAUUCCUUUAUAUAGUACAAGGAGUGAUAAUUCUGGGCCUGAGAUGAGUAACAGGAUAGCAGGAAGUAAGCGAAGUAAUCAUGAUUCUGCUUUUAUGGCUUCAUCCAGAGAUGGGGUUUUUAACUUGGAUCAUGAUUCCAUCGAGAACUCUCAUUUGAUGAAGUUACUCCGAAAUGGUGCUGGGGGAGAGCGACAUAGAAGGUCCAAUGAUGAUGAAAUGUUCUUUGGUAUGCAUCCACUAAGGCCAAGUUCUACUUCUCUUGCGUUUCAGCCUCCCACCAGCAGUAGGAUUGAUGGUAAUGUUUCCAAGUGGGAACGGCCUAUUUCUAUGAAUGUUGGCUCCGCAGUACAGUACCCUCCACGUGGGGGUCAAUUUGCACCUAUCCUGCAUCAGGUACCUUCAAACAGAUUCAGGGAUGCCAAUGCCGGUCCUUCAACUAUCUCUCAAUCAGCGGCUGAUGAGGGAUCUAGAACUGGAAUUAAAGGCCCUGGAAUUUUGAGUUCCAUCAAUGCCUCUGGUGGCGCCUCUGAGAGAAACUCAUCUGGCAUGCAGCCAAUUGGCAACAGACAGAAGUCUGGGACUAAUGUUUUAGAGCCAGAAUCUUCUGCUCCUCCUAGUAGACUUGGCUUAACAUCUCCUAGUCGUCAGAUGACUAUAUUUUAUGGCGGCCAAGCUCAUGUUUUUGACGAUGUCCAUCCCAACAAGGCAGACAUUAUAAUGGCCUUAGCUGGAUCAAAUGGAGGAUCUUGGUCAACAACCUACUCACCCAAAUCUACUGUGAGGCCAACUGGUGAAAGUAGCAUGCCUGGUGGAGACAGUGAAACAGGUAUGGCAAAUAAUAUGGCAGUUUCACAGGAAUUUCGGAGGUUAUCUGCCGCCGGGAUUUCUAAUCAUGGAGUUGGCUCUGGUGAUCGGAUAUCAACGCCAUCAGGGGGACAUCAAGGCAGUAUUGUAGUAAAAGAUCCAAGCAACCCCGUUCAAGCAGCAGAACUCAAUCCUGAAGCAAAAAGAGAGCCAUGACUUUUAAGCCUUGAAUAGGUGUUAGUUAUUUCAAAAUCGACAUACAUGUUUUAGGGUAAAUGAGCUUUUUCUUCCUCUAAUAUCUUUCGGGGUUUCGCAAUUUUCUAUUUGAUGGUGAGAUGGAGCUUUCCUUGUUUGUAGAGACCCAAUAGAACUAUCAGAUUCAUAGUCAGAUACAGCAUUUUUCCAAUCCAUAAUAUGCUUUUAUUUUUAUGCCU
Quercus robur (English oak) is the source of this 1889-nucleotide messenger RNA. Its product is annotated as protein TIFY 8. The transcript is spliced from 6 exons. The record is from RefSeq and is a predicted model, not a curated record. NCBI's taxonomy places the organism in Eukaryota, Viridiplantae, Streptophyta, Magnoliopsida, Fagales, Fagaceae. Gene Ontology annotation, biological process: response to wounding; regulation of jasmonic acid mediated signaling pathway; regulation of defense response. Bases 322 to 1671 code for a protein of 449 amino acids. Gene Ontology annotation, cellular component: nucleus.